Molecule: messenger RNA, 10660 nt
Organism: Amphiprion ocellaris (clown anemonefish)
Lineage: Eukaryota; Metazoa; Chordata; Actinopteri; Pomacentridae
Gene: slc8a1b
Product: solute carrier family 8 member 1b
Exons: 11
Coding region: 641-3490 (949 amino acids)
Biological process (GO): calcium ion import across plasma membrane; sodium ion transmembrane transport; cell communication
Cellular component (GO): sarcolemma; axon; postsynapse
Molecular function (GO): calcium:sodium antiporter activity
Source: RefSeq, a predicted model, not a curated record
AGAGGAAGAGGAGGGAACUGAUCCACGGUCGGUGUGUUCGAGACGAAGGAGAGACCUGCGGACACACUCUCACUCUCUCUCACACACACUCGAGAGAGAGAGAGAGAGAGCGAGAGAGCGAGGAGAGAGGGGGAAAGAGAAGAAGAAGAACGGGAAGGGGAAGAAUGAGGAAGAAGUCCGCCGAGCUGCGCGCCUCGUCCCAACCAACGCUGCGGGUUUGCUGAUGAAGCAGCGCGCCGGUCACCCGAUCAUACAGGUCAGUCCGGGCGCUCCGCAUGGAAACCAGGAGUCAGGAAACAACAGCAGCAACAAAUAAAAAGCUGCCAGUGCAUGGGAAUCCGGACUCCUCUCCCCUCCUUCUGUGCGUCUCGCUCGGUGGAUCCGCCGUCUUGGCUGGCGUAUAAGAGCUCCCUGCGUCUCCAUUAGCAUUCCCCACUGCUGGCUUACCUCUACUACUACUACCACUCCUCCUCCUGCUCCUUCUCCUCCUCUCACUCCUGCUAGUAUCACUAGUAGAGCUGGGUUUUUAGCUUUUCUUCUUUGUUUUUUUAUACUACUGACUGGACCUCCGGACUGGAUAAAACAGAAAGAAAAGGUUCCUCAUUAAUCGUCACCUCACAGAACCAAUCUAGACGUCAACAUGGGUCGCUGGGAUCGCUCUUCACUCCUGUCCCCUGCGCUGAGGCUAGCUGUCGUUGCGGUGAUUCUCCUCCUCGAGCUCCAUCCCUCGUCGGCCGGCGCUCCCCCUGAGCCGAACUUGGGCGGCUCCGUCAUGGCGGUGUCCACCAAUAAAACUGAGUGCAGCAAGGCCGAGCAGUGUUCAAAGGGGGUGGUGCUUCCUGUGUGGGAGCCCCGAAACCCAUCAUUCGGUGACAAGGUCGCCCGAGCAACGGUUUACUUCGUGGCCCUGGUCUACAUGUUCCUGGGUGUGUCGAUCAUCGCGGACCGUUUCAUGGCUUCAAUAGAGGUCAUCACGUCACAGGAAAAGGAGAUCACGAUUAAGAAACCCAACGGGGAAACCACCACUACGACUGUCCGGAUCUGGAAUGAGACCGUCUCCAAUCUCACCCUGAUGGCCCUGGGCUCCUCGGCUCCUGAGAUCCUUCUGUCCGUUAUAGAAGUUGUGGGUCACGGGUUUAACGCCGGCGCACUGGGCCCCUCCACCAUUGUGGGUUCCGCAGCGUUCAACAUGUUCGUCAUCAUCGGGAUUUGCGUGUAUGUGGUGCCGGACGGCGAGACGAGGAAGGUCAAGCACCUCCGCGUCUUCUUCGUCACGGCCACCUGGAGUAUCUUCGCCUACAUUUGGCUCUACCUGAUCCUGUCGGUGAUCUCGCCCGGGGUUGUGCAGGUGUGGGAGGGGCUGCUCACCUUCCUCUUCUUCCCCAUCUGUGUGGUGUUUGCCUGGGUGGCCGACCGCCGCCUGCUGUUCUACAAGUAUGUAUACAAGCGCUACCGCACCGGCAAACAACGCGGCAUGAUCAUCGAGACCGAGGGCGACCGUCCACUGCCUUCCAAGGUGGACAUUGAGAUGGAUGGGAAGAUGCUGAACUCUCAUGGCGUCGACUUCCUGGACGGUCCACUGGGUUUGGACAUAGAUGAGAAGGACCUGGAUGAGGAGGAGACCCGGAGAGACAUGGCCAAGAUCCUGAAGGAGCUCAAACAGAAACACCCUGACAAGGAGGUGGAACAACUCAUUGAGCUUGCCAACUACCAAGUCCUGAGCCAGCAGCAGAAGAGCCGUGCUUUCUAUCGCUGCCAAGCCACCCGGCUGAUGACAGGUGCUGGCAACAUUCUGAAAAAACAUGCCGCCGAUCAGGCACGGAAGGCCGUCAGCAUGCACGAGGUCCGCUCUGAUGCUGGUGACAACGACCCCAUCUCCAAGAUCUUUUUCGAGCCCGGUUCUUACCAGUGCCUGGAGAACUGCGGCACCGUGGCGGUCAACGUGAUGAGGCGUGGCGGCGACCUGGGCAAGACGAUUUCCGUGGAGUACCGCACAGAAGACGGCACAGCCAACGCCGGCUCAGACUACGAGUUCACAGAGGGCGUGGUGGUGUUCAAGGCCGGCGAGACAAUGAAGGAGAUCCGCGUGGGGAUCAUUGACGACGACAUCUUUGAGGAGGACGAAAACUUCCUGAUUCACCUUUCCAACGUCAAGGUGUUAGCGUCAGAAGGCGAGGAGCCCGAGGAAGGCGAGUCGGCUAAUCACGUGGACUCGGUGGCUUGUCUCGGCUUACCGUCCACGGCAACCGUGACCAUCUUCGAUGACGACCACGCCGGUAUCUUUACGUUUGAGGAGCCUGUAUGCCACGUCAGCGAGAGUGUCGGUACCAUGGAGGUGAAGGUGCUGAGAACGUCGGGGGCUCGCGGUGUGGUCAUGCUGCCGUACAAGACGAUGGAGGGAACGGCACAUGGCGGCGGAGAGGACUUCGAAGACACUCAUGGCGUCCUGGAAUUUCAAAACGACGAGAUCUUUAAAACCAUCAAGGUGAAAAUAAUUGACGACGAGGAGUACGAGAAGAACAAAACCUUCUACAUAGAGAUCGGAGAGCCUCGCCUGGUGGAGAGCAACGACACCAAAGGUCAGGAAGACGAGGAGCAGCUGAAGGAAGAAGAGGAGGAAGAAGAGGCGCUGACGGGAAAAGACGAAGAGGAGCGGCGCAUCGCUGAAAUGGGCCGGCCCAUGCUGGGAGACCACGUCAAACUGGAGGUCAUCAUAGAGGAGUCGUACGAGUUCAAGAACACAGUGGACAAGCUGAUAAAGAAGACCAACCUGGCUCUGCUGGUAGGAACCAACAGCUGGAGGGACCAGUUCAUAGAAGCCAUCACUGUCAGCGCAGGCGAAGACGACGAUGACGAGGAGUGCGGUGAGGAGAAGCUGCCGUCGUGUUUCGACUAUGUCAUGCACUUCCUCACCGUCUUCUGGAAGGUUCUGUUCGCCUUCGUCCCACCCACAGAGUACUGGAACGGCUGGGCCUGCUUCGUCGUCUCCAUCUGCAUGAUUGGACUGCUGACCGCCAUCAUCGGGGACCUGGCUUCUCACUUUGGAUGCACAGUGGGUCUGAAAGACUCCGUCACGGCGGUUGUAUUUGUCGCGUUGGGAACUUCUGUACCAGAUACAUUUGCCAGUAAGGUAGCUGCUAUCCAGGAUCAGUACGCAGACGCAUCCAUUGGUAAUGUGACAGGCUCCAAUGCUGUCAAUGUUUUCCUGGGCAUUGGGGUGGCGUGGUCCAUCGCCGCCAUCUACCACAGCAGCAACGGGCGUGAGUUCAAGGUGGAUCCCGGCAGGCUGGCUUUCUCCGUCACACUCUUCACCAUCUUUGCCUUUAUCUGCGUCGCCACGCUGAUGUACCGACGGCGGCCGGAGAUCGGUGGAGAGCUGGGUGGGCCCCGGACUGCGAAGGCCCUGACCACCAUGCUGUUCAUCAGCCUGUGGCUCCUCUACAUCCUCUUCUCCUCGCUGGAGGCCUACUGCCACAUCCAGGGCUUCUAAGUUGGUGAGAGAUGAUGAAGGGAAGGGUGGGACAGAAGGAGAACGUGGAGGAAGAAACCAGGGGGAGGUGGACGAAUGGGUGGAUUUGGAAAAUGAAGGCUGUCUCAUUGAUCUAUCACUCCCUCCCUUUCUGCAAUAGACUGAAUGACGGAUGAAUGGAUGGAUGUACAGAUGAAGGACUGGAGGACACAUUAAAGCAUCUUAAAAAGAGAAUGGAAGGAGGCACGGAUGCAUGGAAGGACAACAAUAAACAUGAGAGCUAGAGAAGUGGCUCAGAAGGUGGAACCAUGAUGCAGAAUAAACAAAGGAAUAAAUUUUUUGUCUCACUCUACAAAUUCAAACUUUGUUUUAAACCCACUAACAUUUUAAAUACGUACGACUAAUCCCUAAAGUUGCAAAGAAACAUACACAUGAUGUGUCCCAACUGAUUCAACCAUACAGAAAUCAAAGCGGUUUAAAGCUCCUAACCUGGAUGUGAGGCUUCAACAUCAGCAGCCACAUCAAUCCUCCACCACAGGGAGCAUCUGAGUGUCCAGGUACAGCAACAGGCACGAGUGAGACAGAAAAAAGACUGCAUCGGUGUGUAAUGCAUGACCAGACGAUACUGAAAACACAAUCAGAAGGAACCGGAUACUUUGCCACAACUGUUUUAAUGACGACAAAAUGUGUGCGUGCUGGUGCGUGACGGUGUGUUUCUGUGCUUGUGUGUUGUGGGAAGAUGGUCAAGUACUGUGAAAAAACUAAACGCCUCUCGUUUUGCUGUCGCCUCGUGAGACGGAGUAUGUGUUGAGGUCUUUUUUCGACUCUCCCAGCCUGUAGAAACGCUGACUCUUUCUUGGGAGGGCGCAUCCAGUGAGGCGAAAUGUCCCGAGAUUAGACAUGUAAAUACAAAGAGCUGAAACGUACAUUACAGCACCACUAUUUUCCUUCUGAAUGUCUUGGUUACGCCAUGCGCUCCUGAACGGGCCCUCUUUCUGUUGCUUUAUACUGUAGAUGUAAAUGAUUUAAGGUCUAAUUUGAAGCGAGAAGGGGUUAGUGUGCUUUUACCUUUAAUAAGGCCGUGUCUGGGAGGACACAUGACGGCCACUCUACCGUUUAAAACUGUUAGAGAAGCUAUUAUCAUUGCAUAAAUAUCUAGGUAAAUCUAAUAUGUGUUUGUUUCUUUUUAUAACUGUGGAAUCCUGUUACCUGGUUUCCUACCAAUGAGGUGACCGCCAUCAUUCGUCAGCCAUAACACUGCAAUAGACUGAAAAACGUAGGUACCACCCUCUGUGAAACCCUACCGGCCUUGUGUUUCUUAAUUGUCACCGUCAUCAUUUAUCUCGCUUGGUUUCAACUCAACCGCUUCGGUCGAUAUCCCUGUGUGUCUUAAGCACCUCCCCCUGGCUGGUCAGUGGACCAAUCAAAAUCCUCAAGGGCUUUGUAACAAACAACCACUAAUCCCCAACCCUGACCCUUGAUUUAUAAUGCUUCACCUUGAUUGGUCAUUAGGGGGCUGCUUAGCGGGGGUUUAUAUUGCAAAAUCUGACUCGCUGACUUCACAGUUUGCUUCAGUGUGGCGUCAAAAGAUAAAACCAGACCAUAAUGAUAUAAUUACUGCAUGUCUUCAUUGUCUUUGUCAGAUAAAGUGUCCAGAAUUACCCAAAUAUUAGAAAAAGCGACCAACGCGCUCAGUCAGACGAGGCUUCAGCCUUUAUGGUAGGAGUCUUUCCCGGUUUUAAUAACUGCGGUCAGCUUUAUUCCAGAAAUGAUUAUCCAUGCUGUGGUAUUUCCCAGGCCGCCUCGGCUCAUUAAUAUGCCUAAAUAUACCAGCCUUCAGGUUGGAUCAUGAAGGCCUUAACCCAAAGGAUGCAAUUAGCAUCUGACUUUAUAUUAUUUCUUUAUUUAAGGGUAAGAGUUCACCCUUGAAUAAAGAACCAGAAUGCAAUCUGUGUGAUUCACUCCUUAAUGCCAUUAACUCAUUAGUUAUGCAACAAAUCUUCACUUUUAAAAUGAAAGCCAACAAAUGAAGGAAUAGCUGAAAAUGAUUCGCUGGUCCAAAUGUCAGCGUACUAACAGAUAAGGGUAAAUACUGCUACAGUAGAGUACAUCUAAUCCCAGGCAGCCUCCGUUUGACAAGCUGACAGAGAUCUGGAGACAUUAGCAGACUAAUAACAGGGAUUAGGGCUUAUUUUGAGAUCUUAUAUGACCACCUGUAUGUUGGAAAACACCCAAACUGACAGGAAGCUGUGGGUCCUGUAUCAGACCUGGAUAACCAAGUUGCUCUGAUAAGACUUUGAUGCACAGUGUGGGUCAGGAGACACCCAUUUUCCAUUGGAUUGAGGUCACUUUUGACCCAUAUUGCGCAUCAAAAGGUUAAUAUGGAGCUCAAAAUAUGCAAUAUUGGGCAAUCCCAUCAUCAAGUUGUUGGGAUGUAUACUAUAAAUUGAAGUAAAUGUCAUUAAGUAGGUGGGAUUCCUGGUCCUUUACUGCUCCCCCAUAUUUCCUGUUUCUGUAAAAACAGCGAAAACCAUAACCUUAAUAAAACAAUGCAAUAUAACCAGAUGAAAAGGAGGCUAUUUUAAAUGAGGUGACACAAUUUUAGAUUCAUUAUCUAAAUGGAUACAGAAACAUUGCUGAACGUUGAUUUAGAAUUAUAGAUAAAAUUAAUUACUGAUAACUGUGUUGUCAACUUGCUUCGAAAUUUAUCUUCAUUGUAGGAAUAUCCUUCCACUUCUAUAUAACUAUCAUGGAAAGCAAAGUGUUGGGAGUCUGUAGAAUUAACGAGUCUAUCUACAAAGUGAGUUGACGCUUACUAGAUGUACCACUGUGAGGAUCUACUCUGAUUUAAAAAUACCUAAUCACACUUCAUGAUGCAAGCCCAAACAGGAUCUAGAAUAAAUUCUAUGUAGGAUCAUGUUUUACAACACAUCUCAACCCUCCUUUAACUGACUUUUCAGCUUGAAUUUUACCCAACAUCUGCAGGUAUGACAGCAUCUAGCGGCUUGAAAGGAAACUGGAGGUUGUGAAAACACCAGGUGUGCUGUCUCCAGACACUAGUUAGCAAACAUGAUGUCAAGCAACAGCCAAGCCUCUUUGCAAACCCUGGACACUAGAAAACAAGACUUUACAGCCAAAGUAUAGGACUGACGAAAUGACAUUAUCAGACACUAACUGGCUGGGAAUCGUCUUUAAUGAUUCAGUAUUAGACAGAUAAGAGCCAAACUCCCAGAUUAAGUAAAUAUCAAGAAAUAAAACACAUAAUCUGUAAUAGAGGUUUGGACUUCAGACUGUUAACUAUUUUACUCGUUCAGCUAAAACCACAGAGAUCUCAGUGUACACAAACUUACUUUGUAUUGUAAAAGUCCAUAGUUUGUUUAAAAAAAAAAAGGCACUACUAUAUGCAUCCGAAUUGGCUAGAAUUUCUCUUCUGGUGUCGUGUUUUUUACUUGAUGUAUAAUAUAAUACUAGUAUUUUAAAUAUCAUCUGUGAAGUAAGUAGUCCGGGCUAGAUGUAAUCCAUUUUAAACUUAGCAAUGCUUUCAACCCCUGUGAGAGAGUAGAGCCGAGCAGAGCCCUGGAUUGGGCGAGUUUGGCAAAUCCAGGGCAUCUUGAGGGUAGCCAUAUAGAUAGAAGGUUUUCAAAUUUGGAAGCACCAAAGGAGGAGGGAACUAUUUACCGUGUGAGGCAUGAUCGGGCUUCGAGCUACGCAUUUGUGGCCGAUGCACAGUUGGCUGGAUGAUUCGGCAUCCAGUGAGAAACUAUUGGCAGCUACGAGCGAGUUUUAUGUGUGAAUUAGCCCGGGAUAGAUGGCAAUAAACAGAUGGUUCAUCCAACCACCUGCCAGGUGUCUGUCGAAAGUGCCUGCCCUUUUCUAAACAGUGUCCAAGGCAACUUCUCAGAUGUAUAACAACCCAUCUGGCAUGUCGGGUUGGAACUACUGCAGGAUGACAACUUCGACAGUGACGUGGCUAACAAAUCUGAUAAACGCUCUGCUGCUGCAUUAGAAAGGUUGGACAGUUUAGAAGCAACGCAAAAAUUUAAUUAGGACAGUCAACCUAAAACAGAAACGAGACGACAUGUUACUUGCAUUUGCUAAACUCUCCACAAUGCAUGGCUCUCCGUUAGAGUAGCUGUUCUCGUGCGAAGGCCUUGGAGUGGCAGUUUACCCCUGUUUUGCCAAAGGGAAAUCUUUCUAUCAGAACUGUAAAGGGUUUUCUAACCAAUGGAUAUUUCUUAAACACCAAAUAUUCUUCAUACUUCAUCGUAAUAAUCUGAAAAGGGACAAAAGAUCCUUGAUGUUGUUCUAAUCUAACCCAAAUCUUUCUAUUUAAAUUUGUAUGUAUUUGUCUCUUCACUGGCAUGGAGCUGAAGGUUUAUACACUGUAAAAAAGUUAUGCUCGCUUGCGCAAAAGAAAAAAAAGAUAUCAUUAUGGAAGCUGUUUCCAUCACUUUUUGAUUAAGUCCAACAAGGUAUAAACUAUCCUUGAUGCUUCUUGUUGGGUUUAGUUAAAACGUGCCCGCUACCUACUUUGUUCGACCGAAUCGAGCAGGAAUGAAAUGCUUGCAGUAACAUAGUUGUUUGCAUCAAAUUACUUUGUUGCACAGUUUUUCCAGACAAUGACUCUUUUUUUUUCAUCUUUGUUUUCAAUUUAUGGCAGGUUGGCUCUUGUGUUAAUCCGGCUGUGUUGCACCGCCUCUCAGUGUAUCUACCUUGACUUUAAAGCUAGCCGAGUGUGAAACAAACGGAAGAUUUGGAAACAAGGUGGGAAGCUUAAAAAAAAAAAAAAAAAUAACUGCUAAUAAAGUGUUGGUUGUGACCUUGCAAUUUUUUUUUUCGGCCACAAAUGGAAGUGCAUAUCGAGGUUCUUCUAAAGCAGCUUGUCCCAGGAUAGUUGACUUUAGCUUCCUGUCUUGGCUUGUGCUUUUGAGGUUAAAGGUUUAGCCAGGCCGUUACUGUACAUAUAAACACUAAGAGCAAGCACGGAGUAGAAAAAUUAGUUUUGGUUUAUUUGAUUCUUCUCCGGCGGCGUUUUAACUGAAGGAAAGAGCAUUGCACUGGUUCUCAUCGCUUAUGAUAAACGGAUGUUGUUUCAUUCACAAAGUUGCUUCUGAUGUAAACAACUCUGUUGUUGUUUACAUCAGAAGCAACUUUUUGUUGUUUUUUUAUUUACACAAUAAUAAUGAUGUACCUGAUGUGUAAAAAAUACUAAAAAAAAUAAAAAAGUACAGUGGUGUUGAAUCAGUUGUGAACCAUUAACGACGUUGCUUCUAAUGUAAAGGUCGAUGGUGUUUUUGUUGCCUCGUUCACUCCUUAACCGGCUGUCUGUCUGACAGACUGAGGAAUAAAUAACUGCAACAGACAGACAGACAGACAGACGAAAUGAAGGACAAACGACCCCUGCUGGUACGAGCUGAGCAACAUCGCGCUGAGACGUCUUUGCUGUUGGAAUAAAAGAAAAACAUUACCGGAGCUAUUCUCUACCCUUAAAGUACAAUGUUAGAAGAUGUUAAUGAGGAGAAUAUGGAGGAAAACGGAAGAUGAGGAGGAAGACGAUGAAAAUGAAAAUUUAAAAAAAAGAAAAAAAAAAACAUGAAGUUACAGCCAUACAUUGAUUUCUGGGCCAGUGAGAUUGAAAUGGACUUCUGCUGCCCAGCAUGUGUAUUGUUAUGGUGUCUUAUCUGUCCCUCUGUGUCUCCUCGCCCUCUUUCUCUCGUCUUUCUUUCUCAAAUCUCUGCUGCCAAAGUAACCGAAAACAGGCGGUAAUAUUCCUUUCGUUCCGUAUUUUCUCCCUCCCCCAAAAAAACCCUCUCCCCUUUUACCCCUCUGUCUCCCUAUGCCAUGUUUUCCAUAUUUUGGAAUGUCAAUGUGCUACUUGUUGACACUGUGCAUGAAUGAUAACAUGUCUGUAUAUAGUUAUAGAGAAUCGUAUCCCAUUCCCUCCCUCGGGUGUUGACAGAAAAAUGGUUUGAAUGUUGUACAGAUUUAGGUUUUUUCCGUUCAUCUUUUAUUCAGUUACAUUAUUUUUUUCUCGUAAUGUACGUAGAGCUUAACAACAGUUUGUUUUUAAUUUAAACAAAGACGUCUUGAGUAACUUGCACAUUACUGAUUAAUUAAGUUUUUUUUGUGUUUGUUUGUUAAAAAGGCAAUAUCUGCUGUUAUUGAAUGAGAGAUGAGACCUUAAAGGAGUUAUGUAUCUUAAAUAAAUAAUCUAUUCAGGAGUUGCAUGGGUUAUUUGUACAAUAAAAGAGAAAAAAAAGACACUGCUUGCUACUUCUAAUACCGUGGCUGUAUUCUCUGACAGAGGACGAGGAAUACUGUAUGUACAUCUAAAGGUUAUUUUGUCAUUAAAGAAAUAAUAAUAUUGUGUAUAUACUGUACAGUGUUACAAGUGAGGUGGACUGUAUGGCCAUCACGCUAACCAUAGAGAAUUAAUUCUACAUAUUUAUUUAAAGGAAACACUCACUACACUCAAGAAUGACAUAUAUUGCCUUUUUGGAGAAGUUGUAGUUUUGCUUCAGGCUUCCAUCUCGGCCUUUCUCCUCAUCCAUCCGCUUUCUUCUUGUCUGGCUGCUUUAGUUGAUCUAUUUUUGUGUUUUUCAGUUUGAUUCAGGCGGCGUCAUGUUUUUUGUCUGGACUCACCUGUUUUCCAGCGUCUUACAUCUGUACUUUCAUACAUUCUAUCUGCCUGCGUCUCCUCCAUCUGUCCGACUCAAAGGAUCGUUUCAUUGGAUGGAAGUCACCAUCUGUCUGAUUCUGAACCGUCUGUCAUUUUUCUUGCUUUGCUAAAUCCCUCUCUUUUCAUCUUUGUUUUCUUUAAUCCUCCCUUUACGUCCUUUUCCAUCCUCUUUCCGUCCAUCUCUUCGCUCUCGCAGGGUGUAGUCGGGGAUUUCAUGUUUAUCAGUUUGAUUUGGUGUGUUUUGUUUUUUUAAAUUUUGUUUUAAAAUGGAACAAUAACCGCUUGUUUGUAAUAAUGAAGGUAGUCUUUUUUUUUGGCCGCUGUUCCUCUGUGUGUUUGUGUGUGUAAUAAUAAUAAUUUUCUUUUAUUUUUUUAUUAAUUUUCGUUGAACACCAACUGAUAGGAGGAAAGUUGUUGUAUGUGUGUUGCCACUAACUGUGACUGCUCUCCAUGGUACAUGGUACUUCUGAUAAAACCAGUAAAAUAAAGUUUGGGAUACCCUGUUUCAGAGA